Misgurnus anguillicaudatus (oriental weatherfish) is the source of this 2438-nucleotide messenger RNA. The record is from RefSeq and is a predicted model, not a curated record. NCBI's taxonomy places the organism in Eukaryota, Metazoa, Chordata, Actinopteri, Cypriniformes, Cobitidae.
UUUAUCAUGGUCACCUGUCGUCCUCAUUAUUUUCUCCCCUAUUUAUAGUCCUUGUGAUUUUGUGUUCAAAUUGCGUGAUCGUCUUGCAUUGUUCCUGUCUGUUGCUGUCAUUAUUCAGUCUAGUUAAGUCAAGUACUGUCUGUAUUCUAUAGUCAAGUUUGUAUUCUAUAUUUUGCUUAGUGUUAAUUCUAGUCCUGCUUUGUUUUGUUACUUCAGUUUUUGUUCAGUCGCUCUUGCGUACUCUGCCUUGUUUAGUGCUGUUUUGCCCCCUCGUGGGUUUUGUUUUCCUGUUUUCUGUAAAUAAAGUUUCAGUGUUAUCCUCACCUGUGUCUGCGCUUGGGUUCGUCUCCUGCACAAUUCCUGACAGACGAUCACGCCAGUUUAGAACCCAGCGGACCAGGAUGGACACUGAACUUUUAGCCCGAAGAGCCCACCAGGCUCAUGUUUUGUUUGGCCAUCGGCAGAAGGGGACCGACGUUAAGACUUUCGCCUUGAGGUUCUUGAGUUCGGCGAGGGGCUCCGGGUUUGGGGAUCCGGAGCUGAAGCUCAUCUUUAAUAGCUGCCUUGACCAGCCACUCUCAGCGUCUGAGCAAAGGAGUUUGAAGAACCUGCUCUUCUCCGACACGGUGAAGUACCUCGCGCACCGUGAGUCCAGGGCUGCGACUGGAGCUGACUGGCCCGAUCGGCUUCCUCCCAUCUCGGAGGAUUGUGUUGUGGGGGUUAUGACCCAAGAGGAACCUGCCAUCAUUCCCUCUGAUCCUGAGAGUUCAGCCCACCCUGUCAGUCUCCGAUGCAAGCGUGGGCGGAGGGUCUCGUGGGAGUCGACCGCCGAGGGGUCCUCCAUAGAGCCUGUCACCCCUAUUGUAGCGCCCUCGGUUGCUGCCUCACUCUCUGCACCGCGUCCACAAAAGAAGAGGAGGAGGAAGGGAGCUUCAACAUCACAGCCGGUUACUGAACCCCCUUCCUCAACUUCCCAGCCAGCUGCAGCGCCCUCUGUGUCGCCGGCCCCCCAGCCAGCUGCAGCGCCCUCUGUGUCGCCGGCCCCCCAGCCAGCUGCAGCGCCCUCUGUGUCGCCGGCCCCCCAGCCAGCUGCAGCGCCCUCUGUGUCGCCGGCCCCCCAGCCAGCUGCAGCGCCCUCUGUGUCGCCGGCCCCCCAGCCAGCUGCAGCGCCCUCUGUGUCGCCGGCCCCCCAGCCAGCUGCAGCGCCCUCUGUGUCGCCGGCCCCCCAGCCAGCUGCAGCGCCCUCUGUGUCGCCGGCCCCCCAGCCAGCUGCAGCGCCCUCUGUGUCGCCAGCCCCCCAGCCAGCUGCAGCCUCCUCUAUCCCGGUUUCUGUCUUGUCUCCGCUGCCGCCCCCUGUCAUGGUCCCUGUCUCAUCUCCUCUGCCGGCCGCAGCAUCCCCUUUGUUGCUCCCUGUCUCACCACCCUUGUCGCCCUGCUUGUCCUCUUGGUCGCCAGUCACUGUCUCCUUGCCUUCGGGAAGCCCAUCUCCUGUCCCAAGCCAACCCAGUUCACCUGCUCCAUCCCCAUUUCCUGACCCUCCUCAGCCCUUAGAUCCUGUCUUGUUCCCCUCUGUCCUGCCACCCUCAGUUGAUCCUCCCAAGAACCCAGUCAAGCCUCCCCGGACUUAUCGUACCCGAUCCUCUGCUACACCUCAGAGACCCAGGACUCAGACCCCAUCCAGUCCCACCCAGUCUGGACCUCCACCUAUGAACUCUUUGGUUCCCCCACCCCCCCUCCCUUGUUUAUUGUUUUUAUUGUGUCAUCCCAAUCCUCUUGUCAUUCUUCAUUGUUUACCUUUAUUGUUAUUUGUCAUGUUUUCGUGGAUGUUGUCCAGUGUCCAGUCUGUCUUGUCCUGUGUCUCUCCUUGAGGGCCGCCAGGGGGCGUCCCUUGAGGGGAGGGUCCUGUUAGGACUCUGCCUUAAUCUUGUUGGUAACUAUAUCUAGUUUUGUAUGGCAGAGUUCUAACAGUACUAUGUUUUGUGUGGGAUCACGUGGUCUCAGUAUAGUUUUUAUUAGACCACGUGUUUUCCUUGUCCUGUCACUUUUACCCCGCUCCCUUGUCAUCCUCUUAUCCUGAUUGUUUUAUCAUGGUCACCUGUCGUCCUCAUUAUUUUCUCCCCUAUUUAUAGUCCUUGUGAUUUUGUGUUCAAAUUGCGUGAUCGUCUUGCAUUGUUCCUGUCUGUUGCUGUCAUUAUUCAGUCUAGUUAAGUCAAGUACUGUCUGUAUUCUAUAGUCAAGUUUGUAUUCUAUAUUUUGCUUAGUGUUAAUUCUAGUCCUGCUUUGUUUUGUUACUUCAGUUUUUGUUCAGUCGCUCUUGCGUACUCUGCCUUGUUUAGUGCUGUUUUGCCCCCUCGUGGGUUUUGUUUUCCUGUUUUCUGUAAAUAAAGUUUCAGUGUUAUCCUCACCUGUGUCUGCGCUUGGGUUCGUCUCCUGCACAA